AUGAAGCUGAUGGUGUCUGUGCCCAGAUUCCUGGAGAAUGCCUUGGGGUCCCCCAGGAAAGUCCCUGCAGCUGGUUACAUCAUAUACAAGAGCAACAAUAACCUGAAGGCAUGCAAGAACCAAUGCAAACAUCAGGGAGGGCUUUUCAUCAAAGACAUCGAAGACCUGGAUGGCAGGACUGUUAAAUGCACUAAACACAACUGGAAGUUAAACGUGUCAACAAUGACAUAUGUGAAUCCACCAGACAGCUUCCUGCAGGAUGAGCUUGAGGUAGAGAUGUUGGAUGAUGGGGGGCUUCAGUUGGUCGAGUUAAGCCCCAUGGACCCCUGGCUGGCUGACCCUCGAGAGCCUCAGGAGCUCCAGGAAGGAGAAGUGAAAGUGACGUACUUGACCCACGCCUGCAUGGAGCUGCAGCUGGGACAGAGGCGCUUCAUGUUCGACCCGUGGUUGAAAGGUCCUGCGUUUGCCAGAGGCUGGUGGCUUCUGCAUGAGCCUCCAGCAGACUCCCUGGACAGACUGUGUGCAGCAGAUCUCAUCUACAUCAGCCAUAUGCACUCUGACCACCUCAGUUACCCCACACUGAAGGUCUUGUCAAAGUGGAGGCCAGAUGUCCCCAUUUAUGUUGGUGACACAUCCAGACCUGUCUUUUGGUAUUUGGAGCAAAGCCAAGUCAAGCUGACCAACAUCAACGUUGUUCCAUUUGGUGUCUGGCAAAAUAUUGACGAAGACCUGAGAUUCAUGAUCAUGAUGGAUGGUGUGCAUCCCGAAAUGGACACCUGCAUCAUUGUUGAAUAUAAAGGUCACAUGAUCCUGAACACUGUGGACUGCACUAGGCCAAACGGAGGAAGGCUACCACAGAAUGUGGCCUUAAUGAUGAGUGACUUCGCCGGGGGUGCAUCUGGAUUCCCCAUGACCUUCUGUGGAGGGAAAUACAGCGAUUCCUGGAAGGCAGAAUUCAUCAAGAAUGAAAGGAAGAAGCUGCUGAAUUACAAAGCGCAGCUGGUGAAGUCCCUGCAGCCGAUGAUCUACUGCCCAUUUGCUGGCUAUUUUGUGGAGGCUCAUCCAUCAGACAGUGAGGCCAUCACCAACCCUCCAGCCAGUGCAAAAAUCUACAAGGACAGUUGGGAUUUCGACUUGUAUGUGGAUGAACUGAACAGUGCCAUCAGCUGUGAGACAUUUAAACAUCAAAGCUGGACCAAGUUUUAUUACACUUGGGCAGGCUUUAAAAACUACAACCUUGUUGUGCGGGUGAUCGAGACAGAUGACAACUUUGAACCCCUUACUGAUGGCUACGACUACUUGGUGGACUUUUUGGACCUGUCGUUCCCCACCAAGAGGCCUGACAGAGAACACUCCUACUUAGAGAUUAAAAACAGGGUUGGGGUGCUGAGAUAUGUGGUGCUGCACGGCCUUCUCUGGGAUGAUCUGUACAUUGGCUUCCAGAACCGCAUAAGCCGAGACCCGGAUAUCUACCACCAUAAGUUCUGGAACCACUUUCAGACAGAGCUACCAGUUCGCAGGCCAGACUGGAACCAAUUCCUGCAGCAGGAGACUUCCAUCCAGGAGCCCAACACACAACAAGAGAAGCCAAAGAAAUGGAGCUAUUGUGUAGUGUUAUAAAUGUGGGUUAGUGGUAUAUGAUGAUUAAGAAACUGAUUUUUGUUUACCAGUAUGUUUGAUUUACAACAGCUUCCAUGCCUUCCAGGCCAUUCCAACCUUUUUUGAGCUGUACUGAGAUUAAACAAGUGAAGAGUUAACCAGAAAAAAGGGACAAAAAAACAAAAGAAAACACAAGAUAAGAAAACUAGUGACUUCACUGAAUCCAUCUCUUUUUAAAGGACCAUACAGCUGAUUUUACAUAUUUUGUCAUAUUUAUAGGUUCCUAUACAUUGCCUGAUAUAAAAAUCACCUAAGGGACUCUUAAGACUUGGAUAUGUGAUCUUUCACAGUGAACAUCAUGUCUGUAUCAUGUCUAGCCAAAUAUAUUUUCAUUGUGUGGUAAUGCUGUUUUAAGUCUGUCUAUGUAAGUUUUGAA
Epinephelus fuscoguttatus (brown-marbled grouper) is the source of this 2035-nucleotide messenger RNA. It is a transcript of the gene cmah, whose product is annotated as cytidine monophospho-N-acetylneuraminic acid hydroxylase. The record is from RefSeq and is a predicted model, not a curated record. Bases 1 to 1620 code for a protein of 539 amino acids. Lineage: Eukaryota; Metazoa; Chordata; Actinopteri; Perciformes; Serranidae. Gene Ontology annotation, molecular function: 2 iron, 2 sulfur cluster binding. The transcript has 14 exons.